AUGAGAGGAUGUUGUAGGAAGAGUCGGGCCAAAACUUAUGGUUGCUGGGGCCAACAGUGGGCUGAGCUGGAAGGUGCGGAUGCUGUGAUUGGAUUCAGUGGAGCAGGCAACAGACCCAAGGGUAGUAUGUCAAGCUCAACCGUAGUAGGAGGAAGGGCAACCUGUGAAGUCUUAAAUGGAAAAUACAUUUCAUUAAAUAUUACACUACGAGAGACAUAA
Prunus armeniaca (apricot) is the source of this 219-nucleotide messenger RNA. The record is from the annotation of a GenBank genome assembly. NCBI's taxonomy places the organism in Eukaryota, Viridiplantae, Streptophyta, Magnoliopsida, Rosales, Rosaceae.